Molecule: messenger RNA, 551 nt
Organism: Planococcus citri (citrus mealybug)
Lineage: Eukaryota; Metazoa; Arthropoda; Insecta; Hemiptera; Pseudococcidae
Product: cytochrome c oxidase assembly protein COX19
Exons: 1
Coding region: 84-353 (89 amino acids)
Biological process (GO): mitochondrial respiratory chain complex IV assembly
Cellular component (GO): mitochondrial intermembrane space
Source: RefSeq, a predicted model, not a curated record
UCCAUGAAAAAUUUGAUAAUGAAAUUUCUCAAGUUGAAAAUUUUUUCGCGAAUUCUCACCGAAUUUUUCUCGUUUUUCGUAUAAUGUCUGGCACGUUCUUGAACAAGAAAAUAUUCCGACCUGUGGCCCCGGACCGAGGAAGCUUUCCACUAGAUCACGAUAACGUGUGUAAAAAACUUAUGCUCGAUUACAUGGUAUGCUUAUCUGAUAACAAACAAGACAAUUCAAAGUGCCGAACCGAAGCUAAAGAGUACCUCUCAUGUAGAAUGGAUAAUAAUUUAAUGGCUAAAGAAGAAUGGUCUUAUCUCGGUUUCGAAGAAAAGAAACAAGCCGAAAAACAAUCCACUAACUAAACACCCAAUCGCUAAAAAAAAAUGGAAUCGAAGAAAAAAAUAUUACUAUGCUGUACCGGUAGCGUUGCUACCAUCAAAGCCAUCAAUAUUAUUCAACUGCUGCAUUCCAUCGGAGAUAAUAUAGAAAUCAAGGUGGUAUUCACCAAAUACGCUACUCAUUUUUGCGAUCCUAAAACCAUUCUCGAAGCCGGAGCUGAA